Zonotrichia leucophrys gambelii is the source of this 1550-nucleotide messenger RNA. Its product is annotated as granulocyte-macrophage colony-stimulating factor receptor subunit alpha-like. The record is from RefSeq and is a predicted model, not a curated record. Gene Ontology annotation, cellular component: membrane; external side of plasma membrane. Gene Ontology annotation, biological process: cytokine-mediated signaling pathway. Gene Ontology annotation, molecular function: cytokine receptor activity; protein binding. Lineage: Eukaryota; Metazoa; Chordata; Aves; Passeriformes; Passerellidae. The transcript has 10 exons. Bases 1 to 1497 code for a protein of 498 amino acids.
AUGGUGAAGGACCUUAAGGAGAAGCUGAGGCCAUUUGGUCUGCUCAGCCUGAAGGAGACUGAGGGGAGAUCUCAUUGCAGUCACAACUUCCUUGUGAGGGAAAGCAGAAGGACAGGCACUGAUCUCUUCCCUCUGGUGACCUGUGACAGGACCCAGGGAAUGGCUGAAGCUGUGUCGGAAGAGGCUUAUGUUGGAACAUUUACAGUUUAUGUUCUCAUUUCCCUGGGAACCCCCAUAGACCUGGUUCUCCCUGCCCAGUCCCUGGAGCUUCCACCACCAUGCCCAGAGCCCAGGACCCCACAUCAGCCCCCCGGAUCCAUCAGCCCCUGCCCAGUGGUGCCACAGCAGGGCCAUUCUCCAGGUUCCCCCAGCCCUGCCCUGCCUGGACAUGGCCCUGCCAAGCCGGGCCCACCCUCAGGCCCAUGGCCCAUCCCAGUCCCCCAGGAGGUGCCUGGUGGUCAGGGCCGAGGCUGCCUUGAUCUGGGCUGGAGGUGGGGUGGGCUGGGACUGCCAGGCCUCACCCUGAUGCCCUCCAUGGAGAACCUCCAUCUUCCAUCCCCCAGAGAUGUUUUGUAUGGAGAGAUGCUUUAUACUCCUCCGUAUUGUUUAGAGCUAGAGAGAAAUACCUGCAUGAAGGGCUCAGCCAUUGAAAACUUCUCCUGUAUGAUUUAUAACAUCUUCCUCAUGAACUGCACUUGGCAGGCAGGAAGGGAUGCUCCAGCAGACACACAGUAUUUUCUCUACUGGCAGCAGUCAAGAGGUGAAGAGGAGAUGGAAUGUGAACUUUACAUUAAAGAUGAAAAUUUCAGAAAUGUGGGAUGCAUCUUCCAAAACGUGAGCAUAGGGACUGAAAAAGCUUACUUCCUGGUGAAUGGGUCUAGCAACAACUCCCUGAUACAGUUCUAUGAUGAGUACAUUGACCUGUAUAAAAUUGAAAAGCUCAUGCCUCCAUCAAAUAUCACAGUCACCUGUGAUGAAAUUAAAAAUUAUUGCAUAAUUCAAUGGCAACGACCCCAAAUAAGUCAUUCUAGCAAGGACAUGUGUUUUAAAUAUGAAAUUAACAUAAAGUAUAAGGAUAAUCCUAAAGGAAAAUCCAUAUAUACAUCCAUACAAGAAGGGGGAAACAGUAACAUAUUUCUAAGAUCAAAUACAAGAAAGAAGUACAUCUUGAAAAUGAGAGCAGCUGGCAGUGCCUGCUUUGUGAGCCCAGCCUGGGGGGAAUGGAGCGCACCUGUUGAGUUCGGAAAUGAGGAAAUGAUAUCUUCUUCAGUAUGGAUUUUACUUGGAGUAGGAGUUGCAACACUCUUAAUGGCAAUCAUCACAAUUUUUUUCUGCAAAAGGACUGGCUGUUUGAAGGCAGCAUUUCCACAGAUCCCAGGACCAAAACCUGCUUUUUUUACACUGGCUAAUACAAAUCCAGAGCUGAUGGAGACCAACAUACAGUCAACAACAUCUGAAAAUGAAGAGAUAUUAUUAGUUGCUGACAUCAUGAGAUAGCCAAGAAAAAUGGAGGAGUCUGAAAGUGCAUUUCUUAGACAACUGUAUAUCCC